This is a messenger RNA of Daldinia decipiens, 1125 nucleotides long. Its product is annotated as UFD1-domain-containing protein. The coding region runs from base 1 to 1125 and encodes 374 amino acids. Gene Ontology annotation, cellular component: VCP-NPL4-UFD1 AAA ATPase complex. The record is from RefSeq and is a predicted model, not a curated record. NCBI's taxonomy places the organism in Eukaryota, Fungi, Ascomycota, Sordariomycetes, Xylariales, Hypoxylaceae. The transcript has 2 exons. Gene Ontology annotation, molecular function: polyubiquitin modification-dependent protein binding.
AUGUCGUACAUGGCCCGAUCCGGAAUGAUGCGCGGCCCGGCCAUGCGCCGUUUCGACGAGUACUUCCGAUGUUACCCGAUUAUCAUGGCCCCCGGAUCCGAGAGACCGGAACUCAACUACGGCUCCAAGAUCUUCCUACCGCCAUCCGCCCUCCAGAAGAUCUCCCAGUUACACGUUCAGUGGCCCUUGAUGAUGGAGCUGGUGAAUGGCGAGAGAGAGCGCCAGACGCACGCGGGUGUUCUAGAGUUCGUGGCGGAGGAAGGCAGAGCGUACAUACCGCAAUGGAUGAUGCAAACGCUACAACUGGACGUCGGCGACAUGAUCCAGAUAAAAUCGACAUCGCUGGAGCUGGCUAAGAUGGUUAAGCUUCAACCCCAGUCGACCAACUUCCUUGAAAUUAGUGACCCCAAGGCGGUUUUAGAGAAGGCAUUCCGAAACUUCGCUACAUUAACCAAGGGCGACGUGUUCAACUUCGAGUAUAACGACGAGGUUUACGAUGUAGCAGUCUUGGAGGUGAAGCCGGAGACGGAGAAGAUGGGUGUUUGCAUGAUAGAGACAGAUGUUUCGGUCGAGUUCGCACCACCAGUAGGAUAUGUUGAGCCGCAGAAGGGUAGCGGUACUAGUACGCCGAGAAGUACGAGGGGUGGUUUACCCGCUGGCGGGCUCAUGCAUCCCCAAGGCACGAUGGCACAGUCUAUCAACUACGACGCGAUCGCCCCUAAUGCCACAACAGCUGCGACCGGAGCCCGAGCAGUUUCGUCUCAUUUCCUAAACGAGGGCCACAAACUAAGCGCCAAGAAAGGCUCCAAAGCCCCAACGCCGAAACCCUCAACCCCCGUCGCUGGUACUUCUACAAAUGUUAUACCCGUCCCGCGAAGACGAACGAAUGGACCCAUGCCUCUUCGCUUACCACCCAACAAGCUCUUCUUUGGUUACGAGGUUACACCGGUUAAGACAGACGCAGACAAGGAGGCAGAGAAAGAGAAUGCGAGCAGACCAUACUUCGCGGGACAGGGCCAGACCCUUAGAGGGGCAGUCAAGCGGAAGGGCGAGGGAGAAGAUAAAGGAAAGGCGCCCGAGAAGAAGUCCGACGAAGGACGCCGGCUCGAUGGACGAAAGGCAUGA